AUGGCUUUAAGAAAAAGAACAUUUCUGCAUGAUGCAAUAGACAUGAUAUCGAUGGGGAGCCAUACACUUGAGAGUGAUGAUUUUACAAGAUGCUUUCAGCCAAUAUCAGGCAUUGAGAUGGACUCUAGUGGGAUAUUCUAUACAUUUUCGUUUCUGAUCAGGUACUUUGUUUUAUUUCCAGCCAGAUUUGCCUUUUUUGCUGCGUGCAUGGCUAUAUUCUGCCUGAUGGUGAUGAGAUACACAGUCACUGGAAAUAUCAAGCAACUGGAUAGUGCGUUUAUGUUUAUAAACAAAUCACUGAUGAUGGCAACAAAUGCUAAAAUCAGGCAUAUUGGGGAAAAGGCUAGGCUGAACGAGCCUCAUGUGUAUGUGGCAAACCACACGUCCUUUUUUGAUUUCAUGCUACUUAGCAGUUACAAAUUUCCUCAUGCAUGCGUCUCUGAAAAUCACGGAGGUCUGUUUUCGUUUCUGUUUAAGCUUAUUCUAACGCGCAACGGCUCGAUUGCUUUCAAAAGAAGUGAACGAGUGGAUAGAAGGUUGGUUGUUGAGAAGCUGAAAGUGCAUGUGCAGAACACACAGUGGGCGCCGAUGCUGAUCUUUCCGGAGGGAACUUGCGUUAACAACAAAUUCUCUGUGCUUUUCCAGAAGGGGGCGUUUGAGCUUGGAGUGGCGAUCUGCCCUGUUGCAAUAAAAUUCAAAAGAGGGCUUUUUGAUCCUUAUUGGAACAGGAGAGUCCAUGGAUUUGCAACACACAUGUUCUAUCUUAUGACACGGUGGCGGGUGGAGGCUGAAGUAAGAUGGAUGCAGCCUGUGAGAAUCAUGAAGGGAGAGAACCCAACACAAUUUUCACACAGGGUUAAGAUUCUUAUUUCCAAGAGCGCAGGGUUGAAAAAUACAUUGUGGAAUGGGUUGCUGAAGAGCAGCCCGGCAAUAAAAGACAGAGAAAUGCUGGGAGAGGCGUAUCUGAUAACAUAUGGGAAAAUGGCAUCCAAAGGAUUCUGCAAGAACGAGCAAAAGACUGAUAAGAAUAAGGUUUAUCUUUGCGAUGAGAAUAUCGACAACACAUCAACAAGGAAUCAUUUGUAUUUUGAAGCUGCUAUUCCGUACAAAAAGUUCCAGAACGAGGUUCUUAAGGAGUAUCUGAGACUCAAGGAGCUUCCUCAGACAGAAUUGAAAUUCCUAUUGACAAAUCACAAAAGUGUUAGCGAUUCACUCAAAGAUGCAAAUGGAGGGAUGUUCUGCAAUUGUCAAAGUAAAUUGUAA
This is a messenger RNA of Ordospora pajunii, 1263 nucleotides long. RefSeq names its product putative acyltransferase. Gene Ontology annotation, cellular component: endoplasmic reticulum. Gene Ontology annotation, molecular function: glycerol-3-phosphate O-acyltransferase activity. Gene Ontology annotation, biological process: triglyceride biosynthetic process. The transcript has a single exon. Lineage: Eukaryota; Fungi; Microsporidia; Ordosporidae. The record is from RefSeq and is a predicted model, not a curated record. The coding region runs from base 1 to 1263 and encodes 420 amino acids.